This is a messenger RNA of Engraulis encrasicolus (European anchovy), 1256 nucleotides long. It is a transcript of the gene gabarapl2, whose product is annotated as GABA(A) receptor-associated protein like 2. Gene Ontology annotation, cellular component: autophagosome; autophagosome membrane; cytosol. Bases 199 to 552 code for a protein of 117 amino acids. The record is from RefSeq and is a predicted model, not a curated record. The transcript has 4 exons. Gene Ontology annotation, biological process: cellular response to nitrogen starvation; autophagy of mitochondrion; autophagosome assembly. Gene Ontology annotation, molecular function: ubiquitin protein ligase binding. Lineage: Eukaryota; Metazoa; Chordata; Actinopteri; Clupeiformes; Engraulidae.
AUCGUUGGGCUGAACCGAAGGACUUGGAUGUCUUGUGCUAGCCAGCUCGGAACUACUCGUACAUUGUUGACGUUUCAGUUUUAUUUUCAUUGUACUGAGUAAUAUUAGAUCACAUCGCUAACGCUCCGUUGCUGUGCUCGGUGCACUAGCAAAUAUUUAGUCAUUUGGACACGCUGACAGCUCAAGCAGUUUGCCAAAAUGAAAUGGAUGUUCAAAGAAGACCAUUCCUUAGAGCACCGAUGUGUGGAGUCUGCCAAAAUCCGCAACAAAUACCCCGACAGAGUUCCGGUCAUCGUGGAGAAGGUGUCGGGCUCACAGAUUGUGGAUAUCGAUAAGAGGAAGUACCUGGUGCCUUCCGACAUCACGGUGGCGCAGUUCAUGUGGAUCAUCAGGAAGCGCAUCCAGCUGCCCUCGGAGAAAGCCAUCUUCCUCUUUGUUGACAAAACAGUGCCGCAGUCCAGCCUGACAAUGGGACAGCUGUACGAGAAGGAGAAGGACGAGGAUGGCUUUUUGUACGUGGCCUACAGUGGAGAGAACACAUUUGGAUCAUAAAAGGCCUUCGCUUUACAUUACUGUCACACUCACACAACACACACCACCAUCUGAUCACACGCACCUUUCCACUUUCCACCACAAACAUGUCACCCACACCCCCCACACAUACAUCUUCAUCCACACACCUAUCCAUUCUUCACUAUAUUUUCUGAGAGCUUGAUUGUGCUGCUGAGAAGGUGGUUGUAACGGGAAGUGGAAACUCUCCCAAUACUUCACAGCCACCACACACACACACACACACACACACACACACACACACACACACACACACACACACACACACACACACACACACACACACACACACACACACACACACACACACACACACACCUUACCUUGCAUUAGCCAUGUCAUGGGUUUGUCUGUUUGUCAUUAGUGUCAUGUGUAUCUUAUUGUAUCAUGGAGACAAAAAAAAACAUGAGUUAGAGUGAAAACGAAUAGUCUGUUCAAAUCUGACAGAAGAAAUCAAAAACUUUUUGUUGUGUGAAUGGCAUCAACCUAGUAUUCAAUAAGGUCGUUAACAUCCUUUACAGCCAUUUCAUAUAUAAACUGUUUUAAAUAUAUUAAUUUAUGAAUCAAUUUUCGUUUUCUUUUGUUGUUGUUAUUGCUUUGAAUAGUAUAUUUAAAAAAAGUAUAAAAAUGGGAGGUAGCUGGAUGACCUAACCAAUAAAAAAGCGACAUAAAAAUAAUCCCCACCA